Molecule: messenger RNA, 2640 nt
Organism: Cladocopium goreaui
Lineage: Eukaryota; Dinophyceae; Suessiales; Symbiodiniaceae
Source: the annotation of a GenBank genome assembly
AUGGAUUCCCAAAAACAGACACGUCUGUUUGGCAGACUCCGUCACAUGGGAACGCCAGGAGUUUUCAUCUUGGUGUUGCUCCUACUUCAAUGUCAAUCCAAUGUGAAAAUCAAUGAGGAGCUGGACGGAGCUGAGUUUUGCUGUGGCAAAGCUCGUCUAUCUCGAUGCCUGCGCUUUGCUGGGUACCGAGUGGCAGGUCUUGACAUUCUGGACUGGCAGGGGUAUUCCCAGGAAAGAAACAUUGAGACCAACACGAACCCAUUAGAUAUGUUAUCUACUUCGGGCUUCUUGUUGAUGAUCAUGACGAUUCUUAAUUGCAAGGACCACUUGGUAGCCCAUUUUGGGUUGACCUGUGGAUCAUGGGUAGUGACUAGUCGAGGGUCAACGUUACGACACUUUCUGGCACCAAUGGGUUCUUUGACUUCGGCCAGCGCGCAACUUGCAAACAAAAUGGUAUCAAGGUUCUGCCUUUUGGCCCUCCUGAUCCAGGCGAAGUUUGGAACAUGGACACUGGAGCAGCCAUUUACAAGCAUAAUCUUUCGACAUACACGAUUUCAAUGGCUAUUGCGAAGACUGAUUGUAUGGAAACAAGCCUUUUGGAUGAUGCACUAUGGCUCAGUUACGCCGAAGAGAAGUGUCUUGUGGUCGAACUCAAAAAAGAUCAUCAAGUUUCGGACCCCUCGGCUUCGUCGUAAGUACAAAGUCAAGAAGGCACUGGUUAAGAAAUACAAGAACCGAAGAGGUGAGAACAAAUUCCAGGGGAACGACAACAUGUCCAAAUCGGGGAGCUAUCCUUUGGGCUUUGCACUGCGCUACAUCACGUGCUGGGAUGAUUUGAAGGAAAUUGGACCCAAGGGGGCUUUGAGAGAUUCCUUCGAGGUGACGGGGAGCACUUCGACCCCAACGGCUAUCAACGCCGACUUCAUCAACAGUCUUGAUUGGACUGACCUUUGGGAGGAUGCAGGGUUGGCUGACGCUUUGAAGGCUCGGCGAGAUGCUUUGAAAGCUCAAGUGACGGCGCGGAUUAUUCACGCAAAGAUUUCGAAGACAGGACAGGCAGGUGUGGCUGCCGCCCCACCAGCACAUGUCGAACCCAUGCCAGUCCCAGCAACACUUGCAGAACCUGUUGCCCCAAGCACUGUGGAUGAUUCAGCAGGUGAUUCAGCAGCUGAUUCAGCAGGUGGUGUGGCAGGUGGUUCAGCAGGUGAUCAUGCACCCCAAGAACAUGCACCCCAAGAAGGCAUUGCACACCCUGACUCCAGUCACGCUGGUUCCCAUACCAAUGCAGCAUUGGGUGGUGGGGCUGAGGGUUUGGCAGAUUUAGCAAAGGGGGUGGGCAGCAAUGGUGUGGAAAAGGGCUUCGUGGAUGACUCCAUCGAUGAUGAUGCCUUAUCAUCUUACUUCACAUCCCUGCCUCCGUCUGUGAUUGGAGAUGCAACUGACGGAGAUGACAGGAUGGAUGAGGCGCCCUCAUUCUUGAAGAAGAAGCUGGACCAGGUUGCUCUCAAAGAUUUGGACCCCAACCGACUUGCGGAGCAAACUAUCCGCCGACUUUGCCGCAAGAACCCCAAAACUGGUAAGGCGAAAGUCAGCGAUGAGAUUGCCAAACAAUUUUUUGCGGGUGGCUCCAAAAGGGAUGACUUGAUCCGCAUGUUCUACAAAGCUGGUGGGACCCGAGAUCGGUUUGUUCGACAAGCUGAGCUUCGGAUCACCAAUAGCAAGCGGGGUCUUGUGAAGGUCAAUGUAGGGUAUCAUUCGGCGGCGUCUAUGAAGGAUGAUCUUAAAUGGCCCGAGCAGAAAAUCAAAGCGGCCAAGAAGUAUUGCCGUCUGAUGCACAAGAAGUAUCCGAAGGCCAAGUGGAUCAGGACAGACAAGUACCAACCGGACCUUGAGCUCUUCUGGGUUGAGAAAGACAUUAUCGGCUCCGUUGAAAAAGAAGUGAGACGGGAUCAGUCUAGGACCUUGACCAUGGACAUGAAUGAUGAGGGCUGGGACAACAAUGAUGAAUUUGGAAAAAUCGAUGGUGAAAGUCAUCUUGCGUCUGUUUCUAUGAAUGAAAGCGAAGAUGAUGAUGACAAUCAGAGCAACCGUUCUCACUCCAACACCCGUGGCCGCAAACGCAAGUCAGAGGGUCAUGAUGAUCGUCGACGCCGGAGGGGGAGGUCAUUUUCCCGCGAAGACCCAUUGGAGGAGAUUGAGAAUGUCGAACCCAUGUUGGAGAACAUUUUGAAGACAUGUGCCCAACUUACUGACUUGGUCCCCAAGUUGAACAAGUUGGACACCACCGCUUCCAAAGAGUCUGCCAAGAGUGUCGAGGACCGCGCCACUUCAUUGAUGAAGCUCCAUGACGAGAUUGCAGACCUCAAGGCCACGUAUGAUGCUGACAAGAAGCUGUCGCAGGAGAAUACAGAGAAACUCAAAAAGAUUUUCCGCAAUGUGGAGUCGGAGUGCUCCAAGGCAGUCAUGGAACAGAACAAGCUCAAGAAGACCAUCUUGAAGCCUGAGAAGAAGUCCAAGCCUUCCAAGCGCAGGAGAGAUGACGAUGAUGCUUCGGAGUCGGAAGCAGAUCCUACUCCCAAGCCCCCCAAAAAAGCAAAAAGCAAGGCUGCACCAAAGCCCAAAAAAACGGGCAAAAAGUGA